AUCUUGCUAUUAAACUAUGGUCUUUAUUUCUAUUCCAUCUAUGAAAAAUACGCGAAUGGAAAGCAAGGAAAUGAAUUGGAAAGAACAAUUCGAGCCAAGGGACUCGGCAUGUAUGUAGAUUGUGAAAUAAAAGGAGACACUCGAUAUCAAGAUAGUACACGCUUUCGACUUGUGCUUCGAAAUAAAGAGCAUCAUUCAAAGUACAGUAAGGAUGAUAUUUGGAUAAUAUCCAAGGUGUCUACAUUUGACCCAAGUCAAACAUUUCUUGCUCGCAGUAUAUUCUAUGGCCCCUUUUCGGAUGGUACUCUAGAGGUGGACUGUGUUUCUCCAAGAGAUGCACGCAUAGCAAAUAAAAUCGUGAGUGAGGCUAGAUAUAUAUAUGCACUGCGAUCCAUUUCUGCUAGUACAGAGUUUAUGAUGCUGGAUACACUGGAAGAAAAAUUAGACAGCCUACCGCUGCUACCCUAUAUUUUAGGUGAUAGACAAGGUAGAAAGAAAAAGGACUUGCUACCGCCUGCGCCACUGCCCACAUUAGCCCAAAUCGAGCUCAGGCGAGACGAUUGUAUUGACGUGAACGCUCGAUUAGCAGAAACUGUAGCUCGUUAUCGGCUUAAUGCGGACCAAGAGAACGUACUGCGCCAGGUAGCUGCAUCUGUGAUCACAUGUCCUGGCUGGAACGAAGAAUCGCAGCAUCCAGUCGUACUUGUCCAUGGUGUGUACGGAUCAGGCAAAAGUUUUCUCGCAGCCGUUAUCAUCCUAUUUAUUCAAGAGCUGCUGGACACAGUCAAUGGACAUCGAGAACCAGAAGACCAGGUUCAGUUCAAGAUCUUGGUGUCUUCCAUGACAAACGUAGCUGUGGAUCGCAUUCUACAGACAUUACUCAAGCUUGGCUACGAUCAUUUUGUAAGAAUAGGUAGUAUGAAAAAGAUUGCUAAAAAUAUACUGCCUUACACUGCAAAGGCAAGACUAUCAAGCAAUGAAGAGCUGAAAGAACUUGAGCAAAUGCUUGACGAUGGGCAAAAUUCUGAAGAAGAUUUGGAAAACAUUGCUACUGCAAUUCAGCGCUUUCGAAAGUCAGAAGGUAUCUCGCAAAUUCAUACCGCUCCUGUUGUUGGCACCACCUUUAUGUCAUCCGUGUUUGACAUAUUUAAUGGGGUUAGCUUUCCUUUUAUUUUGAUCGACGAAUCAUCACAGCUUAUGGAACCAUUGACGAUGGUUCCCCUGACUCGAUUUUCAUGUCAUCGUCUCUUGAUGGUUGGUGAUCCCUUACAAGUAAGUUUCAAAGUUUAAGAAACCUGAAAGCAACAAGUAUUUACUGCAUUGAUUAGUUACCACCCACUCUUGUUUCACC
Molecule: messenger RNA, 1351 nt
Organism: Rhizopus microsporus ATCC 52813
Lineage: Eukaryota; Fungi; Mucoromycota; Mucoromycetes; Mucorales; Rhizopodaceae
Exons: 3
Coding region: 109-1290 (393 amino acids)
Molecular function (GO): helicase activity
Source: RefSeq, a predicted model, not a curated record